Molecule: messenger RNA, 6238 nt
Organism: Canis lupus familiaris (dog)
Lineage: Eukaryota; Metazoa; Chordata; Mammalia; Carnivora; Canidae
Gene: LGI2
Product: leucine rich repeat LGI family member 2
Exons: 8
Coding region: 1-1644 (547 amino acids)
Biological process (GO): inhibitory synapse assembly
Molecular function (GO): protein binding
Source: RefSeq, a predicted model, not a curated record
AUGGCGCUGCGGCGGGGCGGGCCGGCGGGGCGCGGGCGGCUGCUGCUGCUGCUGCUGCUGGGCGCCGCGAGCCUCGUGCGGCCGGGCGCGCAGGUGAGGCGGCUGGCGCGCUGCCCCGCCACUUGCAGCUGCACCAAGGAGUCCAUCAUCUGCGUGGGCUCCUCCUGGGUGCCCAGGACCGUGCCGGGCGACAUCAGCUCCCUGAGCCUGGUAAAUGGAACAUUUUUGGAAAUCAAGGACCGAAUGUUUUCCCAUCUGCCUUCCCUGCAGCUGCUAUUGCUGAAUUCUAACUCGUUUACCGUCAUCCGGGAUGACGCUUUUGCUGGACUUUUCCAUCUCGAGUACCUGUUUAUCGAAGGGAACAAAAUAGAAACCAUUUCAAGAAAUGCCUUUCGUGGCCUCCGUGACCUGACUCACCUUUCUUUGGCCAAUAACCACAUAAAAGCGCUCCCAAGGGAUGUCUUCAGUGAUUUAGACUCUCUGAUUGAACUUGACUUAAGGGGCAAUAAAUUUGAAUGUGACUGCAAAGCCAAGUGGUUGUAUCUGUGGUUGAAGAUGACAAAUUCCACUGUCUCCGAUGUCCUCUGCAUCGGUCCACCAGAGUAUCAGGAAAAGAAGCUAAAUGAUGUGCCCAGCUUUGACUACGAAUGUACCACUACAGAUUUUGUUGUCCAUCAGACUUUGCCCUACCAGUCGGUUUCGGUGGAUACGUUCAACUCCAAGAAUGACGUGUACGUGGCCAUCGCUCAGCCCAGCAUGGAGAACUGCAUGGUGCUGGAGUGGGACCACAUCGAAAUGAACUUCCGGAGCUAUGACAAUAUUACAGGUCAGUCCAUCGUGGGCUGUAAGGCCAUCCUCAUCGACGACCAGGUUUUCGUGGUGGUGGCCCAGCUCUUCGGCGGCUCCCACAUCUACAAGUACGACGAGAGCUGGACCAAGUUUGUCAAGUUCCAGGACAUCGAAGUCUCCCGCAUUUCCAAGCCCAACGACAUCGAGCUCUUUCAGAUCGAGGACGAGACGUUCUUCAUCAUCGCUGACAGCUCCAAAGCCGGCCUGUCCACCGUGUAUAAAUGGAACAGCAAAGGCUUCUACUCCUACCAGUCUCUGCACGAGUGGUUCAGGGACACGGACGCGGAGUUCGUGGACAUAGACGGGAAGUCGCACCUGAUUCUGUCCAGCCGCUCCCAGGUCCCCAUCAUCCUCCAGUGGAAUAAAAGCUCCAAGAAGUUCGUCCCCCACAGUGACAUCCCCAACAUGGAAGAUGUCCUGGCUGUGAAGAGCUUUAGGAUGCAGAAUGCCCUCUACCUUUCCCUCACCCGCUUCAUCGGGGACUCCCGGGUCAUGAGGUGGAACAGUAAGCAGUUUGUGGAGAUCCAGGCUCUUCCAUCCCGGGGGGCCAUGACCCUGCAGCCCUUUUCUUUUAAAGAUAAUCACUACCUGGCCCUGGGGAGUGACUAUACGUUCUCCCAGAUCUACCAGUGGGAUAAAGAGAAGCAGCUAUUCAAAAAAUUCAAGGAGAUUUACGUGCAGGCCCCUCGCUGCUUCACGGCGGUCUCCACUGACAGGAGAGAUUUCUUUUUUGCAUCCAGUUUCAAAGGGAAAACAAAGAUUUUCGAGCACAUAGUCGUUGACUUAAGUUUGUGAAGGGGGUGAUGGGGGCCUUUAAAGAUGUGUAGCCCUGGCUUAGAAGCAAAUGGAAAGCCAAGUUCAGAGCUCUCAAAUUAAGGACGCAUUUGGGGAAAUAGAAGUUUUCAAAAUGUUAGAACUCACGUCUUAAUCAGGGAUUGCACUUACUGGCUAACUGCAUGACAUGUCCAGUCUCCACCCGGAAAGGCAUCUUCAAGCCUGUUCUCUCUGAGGAGAGAGUACCACAGUAACUCUUACCAUCUAGGAAAGUAAUGUGCUUUUUUUUUUUUUUCCUUUUUCUUUCUUUCUUUUUUCAAAUGAGGAAGGAGGAAAUCAGAUAAGAUGGAACAGCUCUUAGGAUGAAAUCAAAAACAAAAACAAAAAAAGACCCAACGCGCUAGGGGCCCUCCUCAUUCCAUCUUAGCCAUCUUUUUUGGUAAGAACUCUUCAAGGCAAAGUCAGCGGAAAAGAUUUGCUGAUGAUUCCUUUAAAAAUCUGAUAACACUCAGCAAUGCUAUUUUGAGCCAUUUCAGUUCCCCGAACCCCCCUUAAUAGCAGAACGUUGGCCAUCUCAUUGGCUCCCGGGGAUGCUCGUCGGGGGCGGCAUCAACGAAAUAAUGUUGGACGUGGCUCCCUCUGCCACAAAGAAAAUACUCUGCUGACACGUGUCCAGGCCCAGCCCAGGCUGCAGGCCCAUGAGUGAGACAAAGGUGUUCUCCCCUUGUCCCUGGGGUUCAAAGCCGACCCUGUGGCGGCCCGAGCAAUACUGCUUGUUAGAUGCUCUCCAUGACUCAGCUGCUUCUCUGAACCCGUUCUUUGAGUUUGUGGGUAACCAGCAGACAGGCCAAAGACUGAAUGGUGCUUUUUUAUCCCGUCCUUUAAAGCAGUAGGACAGGUAUUUCCAUCGGAUGGGCAUUUGGUAGAAUUGUUGAGGGAAGGUUUUGUGAAUCAAAGAGGACUUUACACAAGUCUCGAUGCACUUUGAAACCUAGAGGUGGCCCUUUGAUUUGUGCAUGCCUGUGCCCUCGGGGCAGCGUCAUAUUUCGAGUCAUUGAAUACCAGACUCCCCACCUGCCCACCUGCCUUCCAUUGUGCUCACACAACGGUCCUGCUUUGUUGAUGUGCUGUUGCUGCUGCUCCCAGCAUGGCCCUUCUGGAGGGGCUCUGGCACCAAAUUGCAGAACCUGAGGUGGUCAUGACACCAGCGCCCCUGUCUUUCCCGGUAGUUUCCCCAAGGAAAGCCCCCAGGGGCUCACACGCUGACGUGGGGCUCAUCCUGAAUAGGCUAGCGGGGGGCGGGGGAUCAUCAGAGCCCAGCUUUGGAGCUAGGGACGCUGGAUCCCACAGACCAGGUCUGCGCUCAGGGGGCCUGAGGGCCUAUUUCAAAAUGGGCUUCUGUGGUGUGGAUUGUCGGGAAGCCCCGGGGGCUCUGGUUUUGUGGUGGAAGCUCCCCAGUGGAUGCUGUGCCUGACUAGCUGGUUCUCUUCAGAGAACAUGAAGUGGGUUUUAGGAGAGCCACCCGACAACGUCUCUCGGAGCCCCCAAAGCAGCACGAUCGUGUUGCAGUGCAGUGUUAUUCUUUAGCAAUCGUUUGCCAAGUCAUGAGCAGGGAGAUGUUUUGCCACAAAUAUGAGCGUGGUGUUGUUUCUGGUUUCCGCAGUGCCUAUCAAGGCCAUAAAUAGCAUCGAGGUUGCCAGAGCACUCCUGGGUACGAUCUGGGCCGCAGGCUGAGGGCUUCCAGCCGAGGACACCGGGGAUUUUAAUGAACUAUAAGUGGCCCACACAUAGUAGCAACGCUGCUUGACACUUUCCUACUGAGCACCAACCACACAGGAGAAAAGUGGUUUGUUUUCAUUUUCUUAAGCCCAAAAAUCACUCUUCUGCAUUCUUUUGCCUUCCUGGUUGAUUUGAAUUGACUACAAAUGCCCAGUAUCCCCACAUCGGAGGCUGAAAGUGGGACAGCCCUGCUAUUCCUCUGGCUGUUAAGAUGGGCAACAAUUCUUUCUGGCACAUGGAACCCCUCAGACAAGCCUGGGCGGAAAAACAGGCCCUUGGCAAACAAUGUAGGGGACAUUUAGACAGUGCUAGCACUUGUGCCAGGUCGAAAUGAUGUUCCCGAUUCCAGCCUCCUGUGGAGAAGGCAACGGGGGCAUCUUUUCACAGGGCUGCCUCUACGGAACAGGGCACCAGCUCCCCGGCCUCACCUCUGAGGGUGAAGUUCCUGGAGAAACCAUCUGCAUUCACCAUGCUGGUAACCAUUGCCUAGAAUCUGGAAAACCAGGGAACAUGGGGUGCCGGGCGGGGUGGGUAGGGGUGCUUGCUGAGUCCAGGUGAGACAUUGGCAGGUGGAAGGCACAUCUAAGGAAUUGAGGGUGAGGUGAGGGCAAGAGGGUGGGUAGUCCCUGCAGCUGCAGUCAGGUUCUCUUUUUCUUUUUAAGAAACUAGACCAAAUCAGUCUGCAGCCUACCAGCCUCUCCGCGCUGAGGGAGGAGAUAUUUGUUCUGGCCGACUUGCUAAAAGGGUGUAGAUGUUCUUGGCGCAAGGUGGUGGAAGCUUUGCUUCAUUAAUCUCACUGCUCCAUCCCAAGAAUCCCUCAAGUUUUAAACAAUUUCUGCCAGAAGUUUUUUUUUUCUUCCAGUAAUAAUGUAAGACAAAGUAAAACCCCAACAACAUCAGAAAGCCAAAGCAGAGGGACACGUGAGACCAUCCCCUGUGGAGAUAGUCCCCGGAAGGGCUGCUCUCGUCCAUUCCUUCCCAUCACCCAUUGGUUUCCUUCUUGUCAGCCUGCUGCUUCUUCACAAUCUCUGUGGCUAGGAUGGGUCCCUCUGUGUCGCCAAGUGGCCACGCCACACAGCCUUAAAGUGUGGGAUCAGGAACCGAUCUUCACCGAGACUAAAAGCAAGCCUUAGGUGUGAAUGGCACAGGUGUUCUCGGGCAACGGGUAAUAAGACCACCCUGCAUUUCAGCAAAGCCUUAUGUUUUCUCAGUGUGCAUUUGUGUCCAUCUCAUUUGUUCAUAAACAGUUCUUUAGUCUAUUGGGAGGCAGGCAUUCUGAUUUCAGAGAGAAUGAAACUGCUGCUAAAAUCUAACUCAGUCGCCUGCUCAAGAUUAUCCAGUAGUGAGUGGCAAAGGCAGACCUUGUCCCCUUCCACCACCACCACCACCCACCCCCCCACACAAGCAGGCUUCGUAUUUUCUUUGUGACACUCUGACAUGCCUUCCAAAUAAAGACUUUUUAUCAUGAUUCAGAAUAUAGCAGCACCUUGAGAUAAAGUAAAAAUAUACAACAAAAUAUGCGUAGCCAGAAGGAAAAUAGUGCUGAAUAGACACCAUCUCAUCUACUGGUCCCUUUAGCAAUUAAACACUAUGGGACUACUAUUACACACAAGGCCACACUCUUGAAAGUCUUCCAGAAGUUUCAGAUAAUUUUCCGUUCCAAAGAGUGUUUCUAGCUGGCACGGUUUGCUUCUCCGCAGCCGCCUCCCCCCAACAGCGAUGGGGUGCGGAUAUUGGGGUCCAGACACAUCUGGUUCUUGUCACAACGUCCACAAGAUAAACAAGAAGAGUUCUAUGGGGGAGGAGCAACUAAAAACUCGAAUGCACGAGCGAUGAUGAAUUGCUCCAGGUCAUAAUCAGCCUUUGGGGAGCACGCUGGAAAUGCCAGUGUUGCAUUUUUCUUCCCCAUGGAGUGAGAGGCUGUGUAUUUUUAGGAAAGAAAUCAGCGUGGGAUGCAGGAGGUUUGGCUGCCAGGAACACUCACGAUGGAAAUUUCUCUGACCGUGGGUUUAAUGAAAGAGAGAUGAAGGUCUGCAGGAGGGGAGUCUAUUUGCAUGCCACCUAAAGAAAAUCUCCUUAGCCCAGGCUUCCGGAUUCUUCUGCAGAGGUAUCAGCCCCUCCGCUUGCAGUUUUGGAAGAGAGUUCUUUAAUUAGGCAGUGGCCAAAGAUUGUAUUGAGCAGAGCUCUGGAGUGGAAUGCAAUAAUCUAGUUGUUGACACAGUGAGGAAGGUGGGCCAGACGUAGGACAGUGUAAAGGGAAUGGACAGAAAAGCAGGGCAGAUGGCUGUGGAGGAAACUCUUUGGGGAAAGUAGAAAUAAACUAGAAGAAAGGUCAUCGUGGUUUCCUUUGCCUCAGCCAGGCAAGUAAAGGAUGGACGACUAGGCAAAUUAACAAUUAUUAACAAAGAGAGCCAAUUGUAAUGCUAAUUGACGUAAUUGUGUUGUAAAGCUACUGAGAUCUAAACCUAGCCAGGUACUCUUAUCCUUAGGUUAUUUCAUUGUAUCAGAAUCUACUUUUUUUUCUGGUAGGAAACUAUGCAUUCCCUAUCCAUCCCUUUGACUAUCAGGAAUGUAUAAGAACUGUGAUAAAAUAAGCCAAUAUGCCAUUUGGUACCAUUUUUAUGUAUCUUAGAUGCAUAACUUAGGUAAAAUAAGAAUAGUUUAUAUGUAUAUGAAAGUAAAUUUUGCAGUAUGCAAGCUACAAUGGAUGCAUUUUAAGGCUGAAUAUAUAUUUAGCUCUUUUUGGUAAAUACAGUUAACAAACAACAUGCCUCUUAAUUCGAUAUAUCUUGUAAGUCUAUGAAUAAAAAGUAGCUCAUGCCUAAUAUGGCUUUGA